Messenger RNA from Peronospora farinosa, 2505 nucleotides. The record is from the annotation of a GenBank genome assembly. NCBI's taxonomy places the organism in Eukaryota, Oomycota, Peronosporomycetes, Peronosporales, Peronosporaceae.
AUGCAUCAAUAUGACUCAUAUAAUCGUAGCAGUUUGGUAGACACCGCCACGAGUGUGUGGAACCAGUAUUACCCAGAAGACCAUAAUAUAGGCAUUCGGCAGCCCGGUGAGACUCGCUCCAUGCAAUAUUAUAAUCCAAUCAGUGACACCGACGGCCGCUUUCAAGCUGCCAUGACUUUUCUCAAUUGUUUCCGACAUGGCCAGCAAUGGGCGCCAUUACUUCAAUGUGAUCUGACGCAAACAAAUGUGACGGUGGUGUGGCUGCACUACUCGGAGCUCAUUCGGACCGGCACGGAGGACUUUGAGCGAGCUGUGACGGAGAAUAUCGAAGACGUAUUGCUUUGUUUAGGCAUCGCCUUGUGUAUGCGGCGACAUGAACUUCGAGUGGAAGAAGAAGAAGACAUCACACGGAAACGAAGUGUGCCCGUAGAUCGCACCAAGAUCACCGUUCGACUCCAUGGAGUGACGCCCGUGCUGCCUAUUGCAGCAUUAAAAGCUGAUGUCGUGAACCAGUUUGUCAGUGUUGUCGGUACAGUCGUGAGAGUGAGUGCUAUCAAGCCGCUAGUCACGAGGUGUGACUUUGUGUGUGCCAAGUGCAAUGAAGCUACGUCCAGAGCAUUUCCAGACGGAAAGUUUACUCCACCACAAUCGUGUGAGAAUGCAACUUGCCGAGGGAGAACGCUGCUACCGAAUCGAUCGUCGGUAAAUACGGUGGAUUACCAGAAAAUCAAGCUCCAGGAAAUGGAAACUACAGAUGUUGGUCCUGGCCGCAUGCCACGAAUGAUUGAGGUGGAAUUGUACGAAGACCUUGUGGAUUCCUGCAUUCCUGGUAACGUAGUGACAAUCUCAGGUAUUGUUAAGAGCAUCAACUCGGAAAUUCAUGAAGGUAGAUACGGCAAGCGUGCGCAGGCAAACAGUCUUUAUAUUUUGUACAUCAGCGCUAACUCAGUUGAAAACUCAGCCAAGGUGGACAAGGACAAAGAUAAAGCUUCGGACAUUAAUUUUACCAAGAAAGAUCUGGAGCAGAUCAGCAACAUCAUCAACCAGGGCAAUGUGUUCGACCAUCUUGUUCAUUCCUUGUGUCCAGGCAUUUACCGCAAUGACAUUGUAAAAGCUGGUCUGGUUUUAGCUCUGCUGGGCGGAACCCGGAACUCGGACGAUAAGGACACUACAUGUUUGCGCAGAGCGGAUUCACAUGUGCUUGUUGUUGGAGAUCCAGGACUGGGUAAAAGUCAAUUGCUUCGGGCUGUGUCCAUGGUUGCACCACGAGCUGUGUACGUUGGUGGAAACACGACCACGACGACGGGGUUGACUGUUACAAUGGUGAAAGAUGGAUCUGGCGAUUACGCGCUGGAAGCCGGUGCACUCGUUCUUGCAGACCAGGGUGUAUGCUGUAUUGAUGAGUUCGAUAAAAUGGGAAUUGACUACCAGGCAUUGCUAGAAGCGAUGGAGCAACAAAGCAUCAGCAUUGCAAAAGCAGGUAUUGUGUGCAAUCUGAAUGCACGGACAUCGGUCGUCGCUGCUGCUAACCCUAGCGGUGGUCACUACGACCGUAGUCGCUCAACGAAGAGAGAUCGACUGUUGUCAGAGUACGUGAUGAACUCGCAUGCGCGCGGCAAGCGAAGACCAAGGAAACGUAUGCGAGACAACAAUGCAUCAAUGCCUUUUCAAACCUCCAGCCGCUACGUUGACGAACCAGCAGUAAGCGGCUACGAAGAGGCUGCAACGUCUGGUCGUCGAAUGCUGUCGCAUCGUCUCCGUCAGAACGCAUCCGAGUUCAGUGCAAACGCCAUUCCUCUCUACUUUGUGCGGAAGUUCAUCGCUUAUGCUCGCCGGUACGUGCAUCCACGUCUGUCAUCCCAAGCUGCUGCCGUGCUCCAAAAGAAGUACUUGGAGCUGCGUUCAGCGGGUGAGGGUCGGCAGAACCCGAUGGAUGGUAUACCCAUUACAACACGACAGCUCGAGUCGCUGAUCCGCCUCUCACAAGCACGCGCCCGAGCUGAACUCGCCGAAACUGUGUCUGCCGAGCACGCUCAAGACGUUGUUGACAUCAUGCAAGAGUGUUUGCUGGACACGUACGUCACUGAAGACGGCAACCUUGACUUUGGCCGCAGUGGAGGCAUGAGUCUGGCCAAAAAGGUCAAGGCGUACGUCGCUCGACUUAUGAAAGCUGCAGCUAGACGCAACACUUCUCUAUUUUCCAUGACCGAUCUGCUUGAAGUCGCCGAUAGUAUGGGACUUCAGGUGGACGACUUUCGAGAUUUCGUGGAAAUUCUACGCAAUGAAUGCUACUUGCUGAAGAGAGGUCCUGGACAGUUUAAAGUGCAAGUAUCAUCGUACAACAUGAUAAGUCCAAUGACAAAGUUUAAACUACGACGUGCAACUCUACUUGAUGUUAAGCUUCUCACGACGAGCCUUUAUCUGCUGGUCCACGAUUUCCUGUGGUCUCUCGGAAGAAAAGAGGUCGUGACCAGCCUUUUGUUCUAUGGAGACAAACGAGAAUAA